AUGGAUCCAGAAGAAGUUAUCCCUCUGACUGAUGCCUCUGAGAUCCUUGAUGGCAGUUUUGAAAACCUUAACACUGAAGAAGUUGCAGCACUCGAUCUAACUUCCGACUUGCUAGAUGUAGAAGAAGUCAAUGAUCCCGUACUCCCCGAUUUAGAAGACUCGGUCAUUGAUGAUGGUGUAGUAGAUUUAGCUGAUUUAUCUGACGAUAUUGUUGCCGAUUUGGCCGACUUACCUGAUGAAACCAUUCCAGAUGUAAAUGUUGAGGGAUCUUCAGAAUUAGUAGAUAUUGCUGAAACCGUAGAAACCCCAGAAAAUCUAGAAAAUAUAGAAAAUCCAGGAAAUCCCGAAGAACCCAUCUUACCACCACCUGAUCUGAGUGAAAUGUUCAGUGAAGAAUCCAUUAGGAAAUUAAGGGAAGCCAUUGAAAACUCCCCAUGCUACCAACGUAGAUUAGCUGCCUACAAACAACAACAGGAAAGACUUGGAAAGUCCGUCGAUAUCAGCCCAUCCUCACCAAUGAUAUCUCCAUUAUACAAGUUACAAUUCUUUGGGAGCUAUGUCAAUGGAAUGCUUCAAUUAGUACGAAACAACUACUUAUUGUUGUUACUUAUUGCAAUGUUAAUAAUCAACGGUGUUAUGUUUUAUAGCUACUUCAAAGGUGUCUCAGACCAAAAAAAACAAGGCAAGGAAGAAAAAGUCAAAAAAGAAAUAAAAAAAAAAUCUGAGAAAGCGAAAAAAGAAACCAUUUCAAAAAAAAAGUAG
Molecule: messenger RNA, 762 nt
Organism: Plasmodium inui San Antonio 1
Lineage: Eukaryota; Apicomplexa; Aconoidasida; Haemosporida; Plasmodiidae
Exons: 1
Coding region: 1-762 (253 amino acids)
Source: RefSeq, a predicted model, not a curated record